AACCACUCCUGCCGAUUCCGGGUACGAAACAAGACCAACGGCGGCGGAGUAUAACACCGGCCAAGCGGACGACUGGCAUGGCAAUCCGGAAGGCGACGAGAUGGGUGACCCGGUACACCGCUUUGACAACUCUGGCGGCCAACAGGUUGCUGGACGCAGUACACGCGGGAAAGCGAAAAGCCGAGCGCAUCUACCGUCUCUUCGAGGCCCAGCACCGACCCCGUUCCAGCCUGUUCCAGCUUCAGCAGCAUGGACAGCAAACGGGAACAUGCAAAACGGACGGCGUUUGUUACCUAAUUUUUGACAAUUCUUGGAAUUUUUAUUUGGGAUCAACGGAGCGAGAACCGCUCACGAGGUGGACCGAGCAUCUCCGAAAGUUUGAAAAACGUGAAAAGUUUCGAUCCAGUCGCGCCCUGUAUUUUCUCACCCUUCGCCACGGACCAAUCGACCACAUGCGUGCAGUCGAGCGGUACCUCAUUGCAACCUACAGCCCUGCCAUGAACAAAGUACACAACAACCACGAAGAUUCGAACCGCAUGCAACUUCCCAAAGAAAUCUUGCAGGACAUGCC
This is a messenger RNA of Amoebophrya sp. A120, 571 nucleotides long. The record is from the annotation of a GenBank genome assembly. NCBI's taxonomy places the organism in Eukaryota, Dinophyceae, Syndiniales, Amoebophryaceae.